AUCUACCCCUACCUGGAGGAUAUCCCUUAUCCAGCGGUGAACUGGAUUCCCUGCCCUGAUCCCACAAGAUUUGCUCCAGCACCGGUGCAGGAACGACUCAGCUGCAUGGCCAGGAAUAACUCCAUCUAUGUGGUUGCAAACAUCGGGGACAAGAAGCCGUGUAACUCCAGCGAUCCCGGCUGCCCCAGUGACGGUCGCUAUCAGUACAACACCGAUGUCGUCUUUGACCCGGAGGGGAAACUGGUGGCUCGUUACCACAAGUAUAAUCUCUUUAUGUCAGAAACUCAGUUUAAUUACCCAAAAGAGCCAGAAGCCGUCACCUUUGAGACCCCCUUUGGGAAGUUUGGCAUUUUCACGUGCUUCGACAUCCUUUUCCGUGAGCCUGCCGCGGUCCUGGUAAGCGAGUUGCAGGUGGACACCGUGCUCUUCCCAACGGCUUGGAUGAACGUCCUGCCAUUUCUGACUGCGGUUGAGUUUCACUCUGCCUGGGCUAUGGGCAUGGGUGUCAAUUUGCUUUCAGCAAAUACUCACAACAUCAUCUUGUCAAUGACAGGGAGUGGUAUUUAUGCACCAGACGGAGCCAGAACAUACUACUACAGUAUGAAAACUAAGGAUGGCCAUCUCCUCGUUGCUGAACUAGAUUCACACCCUCGCCUUUCUCCUGCCUUCCCACCUGCUGUCAACUGGAGCUCAUAUGCUUCAAGUGUCAAAAGAUUCUCACCGAAUAACCAUGAUUUCAGAGGACUCAUCUUCCACGACUGCUUCACUUUCACUGAGCUCACUAAGCCUGAGGGGAAUUUCACUGUUUGCCAGAAGGACCUCUGCUGUCACUUGAGCUACAAGAUGGCAGGGAAACGAGAAGAUGAAGUUUAUGUGCUAGGUGCUUUUGACGGGCUUCAUGUUGUUGAAGGACAAUACUAUCUGCAGAUAUGCACGCUGCUCAAGUGCAAGAGCACAGACCUGAACACGUGCGGGCAGCCGGUGCAGACUGCACAGACCAAGUUUGAGAUGUUCUCCCUCAGCGGCACCUUUGGCACGAACUACGUCUUUCCAGAAGUCUUGUACAGCGGGGUGCAGCUGGCCCCCGGGGAGUUCGAGGUGUUGAAUGAUGGGCGCUUGAUAAAUAAGACAAGACCAACAAAACCAAUCGUCACUGUGACGCUUUUUGGACGGUGGUAUGAAAAGGAUCAUCUGAAACAAGACCCACAACCACCAGCCUUCCCAUGAUACCAUAACUGAAGCUGUAUGCUAUUAGUCUCAUGUCCAAAUGAGAUACAGCAUCCUCUACUACAACAAUCCCAAUUAUGUAUCUUAUUUCCAGUUGCACAAACUUCUUAUCAAUGUGCUUUGUUUAGUAAUAACGCAGCAAUAUUAU
Molecule: messenger RNA, 1375 nt
Organism: Fulmarus glacialis (Northern fulmar)
Lineage: Eukaryota; Metazoa; Chordata; Aves; Procellariiformes; Procellariidae
Product: pantetheinase-like
Exons: 6
Molecular function (GO): hydrolase activity, acting on carbon-nitrogen (but not peptide) bonds, in linear amides
Source: RefSeq, a predicted model, not a curated record